UGGCCAAUUAUUAACAACUAUAUUACAUCUUGGAUAUAUUUGCUACAGUUAAUUAAAGAUAUUAUUGAUCUUUGAAAAGUACUGUUAGGAGCUUGUUGUGUAUUGAAUAUCAAUCUGCACUUUUAUUAAGUAUAGUUUUAUUGGUUAACUUUUGAUAUAGGCGUGCCUUUGUGCGUGUGUUUGUGUGUGUUCGUGUGUGCAUGCGCGUGCGUGUGUGUUUGGGAGCAGCUUAAAUACACGAUCACAAUCGUUCUCUUCCUCUUAUUUUGCUACUUCACUUGGAGAAAUAAGAUAAAAUACAGGCCUAGGAUAUGAAGACUACUUUAGGAUUCUUGUUGAUUUCACUAUGCGUAGUAAUGUUAACUGCUAGUCGUCAAUUAAUAUGUUCACACGAUGAUGACUGCGAGUCUGACCAGUUAUGCCGAAUGAUCCGUGAAUGUGAAAUACCCAAAAAAUGUUUUCCGGCGACAAAUAUUGGAAGUAGGUGUACAAGAAAUUCCGACUGCUGGGAUACAGAUCCAAUGUUUCCAUGUGAUGGUACUCGUUGUCGGUGUCAGGACAGGGUAUGCACAUGUGGAGAGUGUUUCACUGAAGUAGAUCAACGUUGCGAACUAAAUCAAUCACAAGCAGGACGUACAGGAACCUCAUUUCAUACAGGGUAUGAGUUCUCAUUACAAACUGACUAUGGCACCCAAAAUUUGUAUAUUUUGAGUCCGAAUGCAAACGUUAACAUUACCGUUCCGUUUUUAUCGAUACUUGAUGAACCACAUGAGGUUAUAAAUUCAAAAGUUAUCGAAUUUCCCCCCACCCUUCAAGUGCAAUCGGAUGGAGUCCCUUCAAAUAAAACCGUUUUCAUAAAAUCAGAUACUCCAGUAACUGUCUACUGGCUAAAUUAUAAGAACGUUUCUGCGGAUGGGGGACGCGUCUUAUCGGACGAAGAGUUAGGAAAAGAAUACAUAUUACCAAGUGGCCGACCUGGAAACACCAGACCAGACAGAUUUGAGCAGUUUCUUAUAGUAGCCUUACAAGAUGGUACAUCUGUACAAAUUGAAUAUCCUGGCGGUUCUCAAGAAACUAUUUCAUUAGACGCAAUGGAAGCUUUCAGAAAAAAAGGUACCGAAUUUUCAGGCACCAUUGUCACGUCAAACGAACUGAUUGCUGUAAAGUCAGGUCAUGAAUGUUUUGUAGCUGAUGGUGGACGUUGCGACCUUAUGUCAGAACAAAUUCCUCCAGUAUCUUCUCUAGGUUGUAUUCACAUAAUAGGAUACAUGAAGCCGUUCCUAACAUCGUUCGUGAGAAUUACUGUUCCUUUCGACGAAACAGAUGUAACCAUUUAUGAUGAGAAUGGUACCGUGAUUCAGAGCCUUGUAGGAUUGUCCCGUGGUGACACCUUUAUUACAAACUAUUCAAAUGUCGCAUUAUCAGUAAUAUCAACGGAAAGAGUUCUCGUUAUCCAGUAUGGGGAUGAUUAUGAAUUAAAUCCUCCCCGAGAGUCUUCUAUGAUGCAGAUCUUGUCAAUUGACCGCUAUGUUUCGACAUAUGACUUUUACGUCCCGGAAAAUUUCGAGCAGGCCAUAUUAGAGAUAAUUAUUGAAUCCAGUUUAGACCAUACUGGAUUAUUAUUGGAUGGCAUGAUGCUGAUUGUAACAGAAAUCGUCUCGGCAACACUACCUUGUUAUGGAACGUAUGAUAUAAUCUACUCAAACGUUACUGUUGGAAGCCAUACGCUAACCCAUGCAGAUGAUGCCGUUUAUACAGCAUUUGUGUAUGCAAGAAGAAGUGUGAGGGCUGAAUAUGCAAUGGUGCUAUAGAAAUCGAAAUUUGGUAACCGGAUCGGAACUGACCUAUGCGAAAUCCUUUUAGUUAUAUGUAUUAUAGGGCUUAAUGACAGCGGAUGUUUUUUUUAUAUUUGACUUACCAUUGUUACCAUUAUAUAUUGAUCGUAUUUUGAUAAGUGGGUUAAUGUCAUAUCUUGUCUUGUUGUUUGUUUUUUAUUUAUAAUAUUCAUUUCAUCCAUUCUAUCACUCAUAGUAGGCCUACAUGCAUUGUUUGUUCAAUCAUAUUUCAUUCCAGUGGGAACUUUAUAACUCUUAAACGGUUUGUUUACAAAUUUAUUUGGGAUAUUAACACAAUAAAGGAUCAGAAAUAGUA
Ruditapes philippinarum (Manila clam) is the source of this 2151-nucleotide messenger RNA. RefSeq lists its product as uncharacterized. The record is from RefSeq and is a predicted model, not a curated record. Lineage: Eukaryota; Metazoa; Mollusca; Bivalvia; Venerida; Veneridae. The transcript has 5 exons. Bases 312 to 1811 code for a protein of 499 amino acids.